Molecule: messenger RNA, 1793 nt
Organism: Nicotiana attenuata
Lineage: Eukaryota; Viridiplantae; Streptophyta; Magnoliopsida; Solanales; Solanaceae
Product: serine hydroxymethyltransferase 4-like
Exons: 4
Coding region: 73-1488 (471 amino acids)
Biological process (GO): folic acid metabolic process; L-serine catabolic process; tetrahydrofolate interconversion
Cellular component (GO): cytoplasm
Molecular function (GO): pyridoxal phosphate binding; glycine hydroxymethyltransferase activity; zinc ion binding
Source: RefSeq, a predicted model, not a curated record
CACAGCCCUUAAAUUUUCUCUCUUUCAUUUCUUCCUCUCCAACUUUCUUCUGCCCCUUUCAAUUUUCCUCUAAUGGAUCCCGUUUCAGUUUGGGGCAACGAACCUCUCUCCGCUGUAGAUCCCGAAAUCCACGACCUAAUCGAAAAGGAAAAACGCCGUCAAAGCCACGGAAUCGAACUAAUCGCAUCGGAAAACUUCACAUCAUUCGCCGUAAUUGAAGCUCUCGGCAGUGCUUUAACCAACAAAUACUCCGAAGGAAUUCCCGGUAACCGUUACUACGGCGGUAAUGAAUACAUUGACAUAAUCGAAAACCUAACCAGAAGCCGUGCUUUAACGGCUUUUCAUUUAGAUCCAACAAAAUGGGGUGUAAAUGUUCAACCCUAUUCUGGUAGCCCAGCGAAUUUCGCUGCGUACACAGCUGUUUUGAAUCCACAUGAUAGGAUUAUGGGAUUGGAUUUACCAUCUGGUGGACAUUUAACUCAUGGUUAUUAUACUUCUGGUGGGAAAAAAAUUUCUGCAACUUCGAUUUAUUUUGAGAGUUUGCCUUAUAAGGUGAAUUCAACAAAUGGGUAUAUUGAUUAUGAUAGGUUGGAAGAGAAGGCUUUGGAUUUUAGGCCUAAAUUGAUUAUUUGUGGAGGUAGUGCUUAUCCUAGAGAUUGGGAUUAUAAGAGAUUUAGAGAAAUUGCUGAUAAAUGUGGGGCCCUUUUGCUUUGUGAUAUGGCUCACAUUAGUGGCCUUGUUGCUGCUCAGGAAGCUGCGGAUCCCUUUGAAUAUUGUGACUUGGUCACUACCACUACUCACAAGAGCUUGAGGGGUCCAAGGGCCGGUAUGAUCUUCUACCGCAAGGGCCCUAAGCCACCAAAGAAGGGACAGCCUGAGGAUGCGGUCUAUGACUUUGAAGACAAGAUUAACUUUGCUGUUUUCCCCUCGCUCCAGGGUGGUCCUCACAACCACCAAAUUGGUGCUCUUGCUGUUGCCCUGAAACAGGCCGCAACUCCUGGUUUUAAGGCGUAUGCUAAGCAAGUGAAGGCCAAUGCAGUUGCUCUUGGUAACUACCUCAUGAGCAAAGGAUACAAGCUUGUAACUGGUGGGACUGAGAACCACCUUGUCCUUUGGGAUCUUAGACCUCUUGGUUUGACUGGUAACAAGGUUGAGAAGCUUUGUGACCUUGCCAACAUUACUGUUAACAAGAAUGCUGUUUUCGGUGACAGCAGUGCUUUGGCCCCAGGAGGUGUUCGUAUUGGUACUCCUGCAAUGACAUCAAGGGGAUUGGUUGAGAAGGACUUCGAGCAGAUUGCCGAGUUCCUCCACAGGGCUGUUACCAUCACCUUGAACAUCCAGAAGGAGUAUGGAAAGCUUUUAAAGGAUUUCAACAAGGGUCUUGUUAAUAACAAGGAAAUUGAAGAACUCAAGGCUGACGUCGAGAAAUUCUCAUCCUCCUUUGACAUGCCCGGCUUCAAGUUGUCUGAGAUGAAGUACAAGGACUAAAUUCACAGUGCAUCGCAACUGCUAUCGUAUUUCUUGGUUUGUUUCUUUAGUUUGGAUGGAAGAAAAAAUUUCUCUACAAGUUAUAUCCAAUUCAGAAAAAAAAACAAUAAUGGUUUACCUCUUUAUUCUGCACUUGGUGCUGUAGGUUAUUGGAUUUUUGUCUUGCAAGGCAAUUCGUAAGUGGCCUCUUCUUAAACUUUACCAAGAUUGUUGUGUCCAAAAUGAGUACCACGAAUGUAUGUUGUUUUCAUUUCUUGUAUCCUAGUAAUUCAAGCAAUGCUCUGUCUCUUAUAUAAGACUGAUCA